AUGAAUUUAGCCAGGGUGUUAAGUAACUUGCCUGAAAUUAAAGCUUUAUUUAUCGAUGUUAAUUCUCUUAAGUUUUUAUGUGCAGAAAAUGUUCCAAAGUGGCUUCCAGAUCCAGUUUGUAGCUUAAAGCAUUUGGGGUUUAGAAAAUUUCAAUUUGGUGAUUUGGAUCAACUUGAUGGUGCUCUUUGUUUGCUUCGGAACUCACCGACUAUAACACAACUGCUUGUGAUUCACUUGGAGGAAGAGCCUCAAGCUGAUGUGGGACCAGCUUCAAAUCUUUUGGAAGCCCCAAACUGCUUGGGCUGUACAUUGACUCAGUUGCAAAGAGUGUUGAUAACAUGUUUCGAAGGAUCAAGACCGGAAUUGCUUUUUAUAAAGCUUCUUCUUGCUCACUCCCCUUCUCUUGAGAACUGUUACAUUAUCCCAAGUGGAUCUUCUGAUGUUCAAAAAAGACUUGACAUUGCUAGAGUUCUUAUGUUGUUCCCUCGAUCCUCACCUAAAGCAAAAAUUAUCUACUUGAAUGUUCAUUACCCUUAA
Lactuca virosa is the source of this 537-nucleotide messenger RNA. Lineage: Eukaryota; Viridiplantae; Streptophyta; Magnoliopsida; Asterales; Asteraceae. The record is from the annotation of a GenBank genome assembly.